UAACGUACUUUCGUUAUUUUUCGUUCCUUGUGAUACGGAGCUCGUUAUUGUAGUUCUCCUUUCGACAAUUCCUUGAAAGUCUUCGUAAUUGUCGCCGUCGCUUGGCACGUGGUAACAAGAAAAUCAACGACGUUACGCGGAUUGGACUUUUAUAGUGGAAAGGAUAUACGAGUUAUUUCACUUUUUUUCUUGUUUAAUUUUGUUUUCCUAAAUUUUUUUGUCAAACCGGUUGGUUUAUUCGAUACCAUCAUCUCGUAUUUAUCGGUUAAUUUACGACUGUCUUUUUUUUGUUUUCGUGUUGACGAAUCUUCAUAAAGGGUCGUGUUGAUUAGUUUACAUUUCUCGACGUUUCUGCCCUCAAUUCGUAUUAUUUUUAAUAAUUGAUAUUUUGGCCGUAACCUUCAUUGUCUUUUAAGUUGUUUCUCUUCCCCCGCAUUAUUUUUUUCCAUUUUUGUGCAUUUUUUCAUCAUGCCGACAUCGCACCUUCCUUCUGGAGCUUCCCCGUCUCAUAAUCCCCAGUCAGUUUCGGGCAUCGUUCCCAUUUCCGCUCCUAAUUCUGGCCUUUCUAAUCCUGUACAGAAAGUUAUCACAUCAGAAAACCCAUCAUCCUUUCCGGCCGCCUAUCCGGCUUACUAUCCUUCUGCAAUUCCUCCAAAUACCCUGUCCCAUCCCGCUCAUAUUCCUCGUACCUCUCUACAUCCUAUGCUGUCUCAACAACACCAACAGACACAACACCAACAACCCCAGCCGCCGUCUCAGCCAGGGUCCCAGUCUGCUCAGCAACAAGCUGCUGCGACAUCUAUGCAUCAACCUUCACCUUCUAUUCUUCCGCCUUCCCAGCAUAAUUCCCAGAAUUUGCCAAUGCAUGCUUCUUAUCCCGAUGCCAUGAUGCAUUUGCAACACGUUGUAUCUUCUCAACAAUAUCGCCAGCUUCCACCUACCGUUCUGUCUGCUCCUGAUCAACAGUCCUCACAAAUGCAGCGUUUAAUGCCGGUUCAACUUCCUUCCAAUCCCGCUGCACCUGUUCAGCAAGUCCCUGUACCUUCUUCCCAUUAUCUUCCCCAGUUUGUUCAACAACAGCGAUCCAUGCAUCCCUCAAACAACGUGAAUGCUACUCCCCCGAACGCUCCUCCUUCUAAACCUCCUAUGUCUAAUAUCGUAUCUCAAAAUGGUACUUAUUACUCUAUCCCUUCUGUUCCUCAUCCCGUUCAAAACCCUACGAUGGGCGUAGCAGCCCCUUCUACAACAGCAGAGCCUCCUUCUGUGACAAAUCCAUCGGCGCCUUCCCAACCUGCUACCGCUCCUACUCAUUCCAUCAACCAAAUGGCUCCUAAUCCAUCCAAUGUUUCGUCCUCUCUUCCCGUCCAUGUUGCUGCACCACCCUCCGUCAAUGCCAAUCCUCAACCUCCUGCUUCUGUUCCUGUGACGUCUCAUCCUCCUCCUCCUUCAGCAACACUGACGAGUGUUAUGCCGCCGAAUGCCCCAGAAUCUGUGCGGAAACUCAUAUCACUUAACGAGGAAGCAUGGCUACAAAUUGGCCACCUUGCUGAACUAUAUGAUGAUUCUGACAAGGCUCUGACCGCUUACGAGGCUGCUCUUCGUCAAAAUCCUUACUCUAUUCCUGCUAUGCUUCAAAUUGCUACACUUUUAAGGAACCGUGAACAAUUUCUCCUUGCUAUUGAAUAUUACCAAACCAUACUCGACCUUGAUCCAAAGCAAGGAGAAAUUUGGAGCGCUUUGGGCCAUUGCUACUUAAUGCGGGAUGAUUUAUCUCGUGCAUACUCUGCUUAUCGUCAGGCCUUGUAUCAUUUGAAGGAUCCUAAAAAUCCAAAACUUUGGUACGGUAUUGGCAUACUUUACGAUCGCUAUGGAUCUCACGAGCAUGCUGAGGAAGCCUUUACACAAUGUCUUCGCAUGGACCCCAAUUUCGAAAAGGUAAACGAAAUUUAUUUCCGUCUUGGCAUCAUUUACAAACAACAACAUAAGUUUGCGCAAUCUCUUGAUUUGUUUCGAUAUAUCUUGAACCACCCGCCUAAGCCUCUUACUGUUUUAGACAUUUAUUUCCAAAUUGGUCACGUCUAUGAGCAGCAAAAGGAGUACAAGCUUGCUAAGGAGGCUUAUGAACGAGUUUUGGCUGAGACUCCAAACCAUGCAAAAGUUUUACAGCAGUUAGGCUGGCUAUGCCAUCAACAAUCUUCUUCUUUCACAAAUCAAGAUUUGGCUAUUCAAUACCUUACCAAGUCUUUGGAAGCUGAUGACACGGAUGCGCAAUCUUGGUAUUUGAUUGGACGUUGCUAUGUUGCUCAACAAAAGUACAACAAAGCUUACGAGGCAUAUCAACAGGCUGUUUACCGUGAUGGUAGAAAUCCAACUUUUUGGUGUUCAAUCGGUGUCUUGUAUUAUCAAAUUAACCAAUAUCAGGAUGCUUUGGAUGCUUAUUCACGUGCAAUCCGCUUAAAUCCUUAUAUAUCGGAGGUAUGGUACGACUUAGGUACAUUAUAUGAAAGUUGCCAUAACCAAGUUAGCGAUGCUUUGGAUGCAUACCAGCGUGCUGCUGAAUUAGAUCCUAGCAAUCCUCACAUCCGUGCUAGGUUGCAACUUUUGCGUGGCUCUAGCACCGAUCAACACAAACUUGCCUCCUCAGCAGCGCCGCCUGCUAUUGCAAACCAGAAUGCUAAGUUUGUAGGACAGCCUGCUUCUGUGUAUCCGGGCGGACUACCUGCUCCCCCCGCUUCUUCUAAUUGGCAAGUUCCUCAGGUUCAGAUGCAAUCCCAGGCAAUGAACCAGCCCCAACCUCAAUCGUUUGUUACUCAAGCUUAUGGUGGUAAUAUGGCACUUACAAACGGCGUUCAGCAUGGAUACACAAAUGCGGUACCGCAACAGUCCCCAAGUUCUGUCUCGGCCUUAGGACCUGCUGUUAACCAGACAUCACCUACUCAACAGAUGACCCAGCAAACUAAUUCUGCUACGGCUGUUCCCGCUGGUAUGUCUAACCGUAGCAGACCUUCUAUAAGUAACGCUCCUAUUUCAAAAUCGCCGCAGAUCAAGAACUCGGAACAAUCACGUUCUCGACAUAAUUCUAUUUCAGCGGCUGUUGGACAGGAACGAAGCAACUCCAUAUCCAGUCGUCCUAAAGAACAAAAAGGUGCAAUCUCGACUAUUGACCAGAGGGAAAGACAGAGCGGAUCACCAAAGGAUUCGUUAAAGAAAGCUGAUGCUAUUGCUAUGCCAAAUGAAUCUCCUAAAAGUGCUGAGACCAGCUUUGACCAGAGUGUUGUGGGUCAAGAAACUACACAAGAAGUUCCGGCUGAAAAAAGCAAUAAACGACAUCUUCCAUCUAACGAGAAGAGAACUGAAGAAGCACCCCUUAAACCUCAAUCUCCUGAAGGCGUAAAGAGGCAGAAAGUAAUUGAAGACGAAACGCAAGACAAUGACGCUAAAGCAAAUACCGAGAGGAUUUCUCCAAAGUCUAGCCCUGUAAACCCUGUUGAAGAGGUCGAGCAUGAACAAGAAUCAGAAAGCCGAGAAAGUUCAGAAGAACGCAGUCAAAAUGGGGAAAAUUCUGUGUCUGAACAAAAAAAUAAAUCCCGAAGCCCUAAACAAACUGCUCGUACACUGGAUGUUGAUGAGGAUUAUGAUGAGGAAGAGGUUGACAGGGAUACGGCACAUGAUUAAUGUGCAAUUUUUGUCCUCAAAGUAGGCCCAGUGUUGGAGGCUUUAAUGAUGUUUGCGACGAACUUUGCCAUGAAUAUCUAUUUAUAUCGCAGCUUGAUUCAUUCUAAUUUUGCUUAUAUUAUCAUUUCUUUAUGAAGUGUAUUGGCCUUUAUAUAUUACUGUUAAUCUUUAUUCCUUUCUCGUUUUUGUUUUGGUAAUGUAUAUAGAUUUCAAUUUUCAUUUCUCUAAUAUUACCUUACGACGAUGUACUUUUCCAAUUCUAGAGUUUAGAAAAUAUAAUUGUUACAAGUAGCCUAAAAAAAAUAAAAAACAAAAUGGAUCAACGGGA
This is a messenger RNA of Schizosaccharomyces cryophilus OY26, 4003 nucleotides long. RefSeq names its product transcriptional corepressor Ssn6. Bases 469 to 3675 code for a protein of 1068 amino acids. The transcript has a single exon. The record is from RefSeq and is a predicted model, not a curated record. Lineage: Eukaryota; Fungi; Ascomycota; Schizosaccharomycetes; Schizosaccharomycetales; Schizosaccharomycetaceae. Gene Ontology annotation, biological process: regulation of gene expression. Gene Ontology annotation, molecular function: RNA polymerase II cis-regulatory region sequence-specific DNA binding; protein binding; chromatin DNA binding.